Musca domestica (house fly) is the source of this 1863-nucleotide messenger RNA. RefSeq lists its product as uncharacterized. The transcript has a single exon. Bases 1 to 1863 code for a protein of 620 amino acids. Lineage: Eukaryota; Metazoa; Arthropoda; Insecta; Diptera; Muscidae. The record is from RefSeq and is a predicted model, not a curated record.
AUGAUGUUCCACAUCCUCUUUUUUAUGGCCACCCUUUGGACCCUGGCCUGUUCUCCAAUGAAAAUCCGAGAGACCUUGGAGAAAAUUCCACAAAAGGAGAAGGAUAUAUCCGAAAAUGUCCAUCAAAAACUGCUAAUGGAUAUUUAUUUGGAAAGAGAAUUCCUGUCUAUGCUGGUGGUUCGAGAGGAGAACCAAAAAUACUUGGAGCCCAUAAUCCAGGACCUUUAUAAAUUAUCCUGGCCCAUUACAUUGCUAACAAAAUCCCAAGGAGAUUUCCUCUAUCGAAUGCACCACAACCGAGAAGUAGUGGCUGUUCUUUUGUUGACCCAGAAAAUGCAGGAGGAGGUGAUGGAAAUUUUGUCGGAUGCCUUAAAUUUUCUACGUGAGACAAGAAUUGUGGUGGUGGCUGUGGAUGUGUGGGACCAGCCAGAGUUUAGGGGAGAACUAUUAACAUCCUGCAAAGUCCACAACAUGACCAAUGUGUUGCUGAGUUUUGGCUACUCUGCCAAGAACCCAGGCAACUCGGAGAGUAUUUUAUUUUAUGCCCUAAAACCAUAUCCGGAAUAUUAUUGGACCUCCCUUAGCCCAGGGGAUGUUGAGCAGGAAAACCUAAAAUAUUUUCCCCAACAUUGGCUUAACUUCUACAACAAGACCCUACUAACCUACAGCGAUAGGGCUUCCCUGAGAUCUCUGUAUUAUUUAGACGAGGAGGGGCAGCUAAAAAUAAAUGGCUUUGUACCCCGCUUCGUAAUGCUUUUCGCAGAGCAUUUCAAUGCCACCCUGAAAAUUGCCUUCCCCCUCGACAUGCAGAAUCCCAAACACUAUGCCACCAUAAUGAAGGAAAUGGUGGAAACCAAUCUCUUGGAUAUACCCAUGACAUUGGACACCAAUCCGCACUAUGACAGAUGGUUCAACAUGACCGAUGCCUAUCAUCAUGAUCGGGGCCUACUCAUUGUGCCCUGUGCCCAGGCCCUUAGCAUACGCGAAGUCUAUGUAAUAAUCUUGAAUUGGACCUUUCUGGGUUCCGUCAUUCUCUGCACGGUGAUUUUUUCGCUACUUCAAUCCCUCAUCGAUUACCUCUUUGAUGGCCUCUUGGAUCUCUCCAGAUUGCUGCUGAGUGAGAGGAUAUUUCCUGCCGUGUUGGGGCAAGAUUUUACCCCACCACCCAAGGAGCCAAGAAAAAUUUUAAAAUUUGUCUAUCUUCUGCUCUUCAUUGCCGGUCUCUUUCUCAACACCCUGUUCUCGGUGAAUGUCAGUACCCUGCUGACCAGUCCACCCAAACAUCGGCAAAUUGAAAAUCCCCAGGAUAUAUUGGAAUCAUCAUUACCGAUUCUACUUCACGAUGCCGAGGCCUAUGCCAUGCGUUACAGAAUCGAAGACUAUGUCCGGGCUGUUAUCACCACGAACAACUACAGCUACCUGGAAGGUCUGCGCGACAACUUCAACACUUCCUAUAGCUAUUACAGCUCCUCGACCAGCUGGUACAAGGAUUUGAUGCGGCAACAAUAUUUGGCUCGGAAAAUUUUCUGUACCUAUGACGAUUUAAUACUCUUUCCUUAUAUGCCUUGGGGCAUCCCUCUGCAGCAGAACUCCCCCUACAGGGAGGGUCUCAAUUAUCUACUACAUUGGGUUCAUGCCUUUGGCUUUGUGGAAUACUGGUCGGAUAGCACUUUUUGGCAUCUCUUGAAAUUGAAACAGGUUUCGAUACGUGAUCCAUAUUUGCAGCCAGGACCUUUGGCAUUGACGGCAAAUGAUUUAUUCUGGACAUGGAUGAUAUUGAUUGGGGGAUUGGUGGCCAGCGGAAUAAUAUUUCUGAUGGAAAUUUGGUGUGACCGCAGAUAUGGAGGCCAGAGGGGGAUUUAA